This is a messenger RNA of Lathyrus oleraceus (garden pea), 741 nucleotides long. RefSeq lists its product as uncharacterized. The coding region runs from base 1 to 741 and encodes 246 amino acids. Lineage: Eukaryota; Viridiplantae; Streptophyta; Magnoliopsida; Fabales; Fabaceae. The record is from RefSeq and is a predicted model, not a curated record. The transcript has 2 exons.
AUGAACAACAAGUAUUCGGGGAAGAAAGUUGACAUAAAGGAGGUGCAAUGCUACAACUGUCAAGGACUUGGUCAUUGUGCUCGAGACUAUGGAAGAAAUAAGGAAGCAAGAACAAAAUAUAAUGAUGAGGCACAAUAUGCAUAUUCUGGAGAUAGUGAUUAUGAUGAUGUGCUAAUAAUGGCAAAUACUCAUUUGAGCAAUGAGCAAACCAACAUGUGGUACCUAGACUCAGGAUGCAACAACCACAUAACUGAUAAUAAAAUUGGGUUCACCAAGUUAGAUGAAUCAUUCAAGAGAGGGAUAAAGUUUGCAAAUGGAAGGCACGUCACAUCAGGUGGAAAAGGAAACAUAUAUGUAGUAAGAAAGGAUGGUCGAAAGGCCAGUAUCAUUGAUAUGUUGUAUGUACCUUCGAUGAUAAAUAACUUGAUAAACAUAGGUCAAUUACUUGCUAAAGGGUACAAUAUAAAGUUAGAAAAGAAGCAAAUGAAGGUGUGUGAUGGUGAUGAAAGAUUGAUUUUGAAAGCACCAUUGGGAGACAACAAGACCUUCAAAGUAGAGAUCAACUCAGUUGAUCAAAAAUGUCUUACUUUGACUGCAGAAGAAGACAAGAUUUGUCUAUGGCAUCACAUAUAUGAACAUCUAAACUUAAGAAGUUUAGGUAUGCUCAACCAAAAAAAGAUGGUGUAUGGCUUACCUCAGGUGAAGGAACCAAGUCAGAUGAAUUCACCAGAUAUGUGUUGA